This is a messenger RNA of Bipolaris zeicola 26-R-13, 165 nucleotides long. RefSeq lists its product as uncharacterized. The transcript has a single exon. The record is from RefSeq and is a predicted model, not a curated record. The annotation marks the transcript as partial. Lineage: Eukaryota; Fungi; Ascomycota; Dothideomycetes; Pleosporales; Pleosporaceae.
ACCACCAACCUCAGCACGCAAAUGUCUGUACUGCCUCAUCUUCCACCCAGCAAGCCCAGUGCUUCGGUCUCGACCACAAAAAAAAGAGUCUAUAGACCACCCGUCUUGUGCAAAUGCAACACACUCGCUCAACAAUGCCGAACGCUCCGAGCAGGGCGAGGAUAA